This is a messenger RNA of Daucus carota subsp. sativus, 1889 nucleotides long. Its product is annotated as zinc finger BED domain-containing protein RICESLEEPER 2-like. Bases 96 to 1889 code for a protein of 597 amino acids. The record is from RefSeq and is a predicted model, not a curated record. Gene Ontology annotation, molecular function: DNA binding. The transcript has 2 exons. Lineage: Eukaryota; Viridiplantae; Streptophyta; Magnoliopsida; Apiales; Apiaceae.
GCAACUCAUCAGCAAGGCGAAUACACUUGAGUUUAGACACACAAAUCCCUAAUCCGAUUGUCGACUACUACGGCGGGUGCGAGUGAGAGUUUCAAAUGCUUCGACUCAUGAAGGAAAUGGAUUCGUCAAAAAACAAAAAGAAAACGAAUGCUCCUAAUAUUGAGAUAAUACCAGAGAACGCACCAUAUAUGGAUGAUAGUCAUAUCACAGUUAGAAGCUUUGCGGAUGAAUCAUUUUCCGACGAAGAUGUUGAACAAGAAGAAGUCUCAAAAUUAUCAACGAAACGUAAAAGGGAUGUCCAAGAUGUGGCUGCAAAUGAAAAUAGGAAUUCGGAAGAACCUGAAAUUGGAAGCGAAAAAGAUGGGUCUGUACCGGUGCCGGAAACCAGUGACCAGCCUUUUCAGAAAAAACCUAAGAAGAAGACCUCGGGUGUUUGGGAGUAUAUGGAUACGAUUAAUGUUAAAGGUGUCGAAAGAUACAGGUGCACGCUCUGUUCUAAACUCUUUCUGAAAAAUAAGACUUCUUCAACUUCCUCAAUGAAAAGACAUCUUGAAAAAUGUGUGAAGGCACACAGUGGUACUCUGCAACCACAACUUCAAGUUCGACGAGGUCUUGGCGAUGAGGUACAAGUUUCUGCAUUUAAAUAUGAUCAUGCCUUAAUGAGGGAAAAAGUAUCUCAUUAUGUCAUGAUAAAUGAGUUACCAUUUUUACAUGUAGAAAGCUUUAUGUGGAAUGAGGUAAUGAAGACUGCAACACCUUUUUAUCAAAAAAUAACUCGAGGAACAUUAAAAGGUGAUUGUAGGAGUACAUAUGAAAUUGAAAAAAAGAAAUUAAUAGAGUUGUUUAGGUCUGCCUGGAGAAUCAAUAUCACAACUGAUAUGUGGACUUCUAGUUGUCAAAAGCUUGGCUACAUGGUUAUCACUGCCCAUUGGAUUGAUGAAAAAUGGAAAUUAAAUUCGAGGAUUAUAAACUUUUGCAAUGUUCCCCCACCUCAUUCUGGCGAUGUUAUUUCUGAUUCUUUAUAUAAAUGUUUGGUUGAUUGGAAAAUUCAAGAUAAAAUUGGGACAGUAACGGUGGAUAAUGCAAAGGCGAAUGAUGUAGCUAUAAGAAAUUUAAAAGAUUCUUUUAUCAUUAGGAAACCAUCAUUACCAGUUGAAGGUCAAUUAUUCCAUGUGCGUUGUAGUGCACACAUACUAAAUCUUUGCGUUCAAGAUGGGCUUAAACCUAUUAUGUCAAUUGUUAGUAGAGUGAGGGAUGGGAUCAAAUAUAUUGGUUUUUCAGAAGGUCGAAGAAAAAAGUGGGCUGAAAUUUCUGAGUUGCUGCAAAUUAAGCCAAAAAAGCUGAUUUUAGAUGUUUCUACGAGGUGGAACACUACUUAUCACAUGUUAUAUUGUGGUCUGCAAUUUAAACAAGUCUUUCCUAGAUAUGCUGUUUGGGACAAAUCAUUUAGGGAAUAUGUUCCAAGUGAAGAAGAUUGGGUGAAAGUAGGUCAUGUUUGUUCUUUAUUAAGGGUGUUUGAUGAUGCUACUAGAAUAGUUUCAGGAAGCGAGUACCCCACCUCUAACUUAUUUCUUUCAGAACUUAAAAGGGUGAAAGAAUUGCUAGAUAAAAAAGUAGUUGAUUCAAAUUCCUACAUGAGAGAAAUGGCAGGUACAAUGCAAGAGAAGUUCGAUAAAUACUGGGGGGAAAGUAAUCUCAUGAUGUCUAUAGGGGCUGUGAUGGAUCCGAGAUUCAAGAUGAAACUUAUUAGCUUUUGCUUUCCUAUUAUUUAUCCGCUUGAGGGUGAAAGUGAAAAACAGCAUGCCCAUUUAAAAGUUGUCUUGAAUGAUUGUAAGUCUAAAUGUAAAGACAACCCUAUCUGUUACAUAGGGAUGACAACUCAACAAUAG